GUACGAGGGUGAGUCUCGGAUGACGCUCGAGAUAGAGCGUCUCGGAUAACGCUCAAGAUGGGCGGUGCCUUGAGGCGCUUAAAACGUGGGCCAAGAGAACAAGACACCAUCGCUUCACGUGUGCGCAGACGUCAUCGUGGGGUUACUGGGGUUGCUGGCGUUCCGCAGGUCAGAGACCGGGCGACAAUUGAGCAGAUUUCAGUUUCCAAGGACUCUUUCGGCGAUCAUGCCGACGAGGAGCGGAUUGAGCUUAAUGAUGGGAGCGGUCAUGCACGAAAUGAGACUUUGAGUAUACACGCGACAACUCCAACGGGGUCCUCUGCAGCAAUCUCGGAAUUGCAACAGGGUCCUGCACCAUUGAUGCGUCGUCCCGAAUCCGAGGGAGACACCCGUCAUCUCCCAAUAAUGCAGGACGAGGGUCCUGCUGGUGCAGUGCAUCCACUCGCGUCUAUGGGAGCGACACUCUCAGCUGCAGCGACCUCAGAUGUGGGACGACCACCCGCAGUGGCGGAGCGAGAGAGUAUGCUCCCACCUCGCAGUUUGGGAGCGGCAACGACGGGCUACAGGGAGGGGGUUGCUAUGCAACAAUCAGGCACACACGGAGCCGAUGCAGUCAACACUGUAUCGCUGCCACCGCCUGCAUUGAUGGAGGGGACUGAUGUUGCAUGUCUAGGCGAGGAUCUCCCGGGAUGUGAGAUCUCACACACUCCCGCAGUUGAGCAGAGCACCGCAGACCAUGUCGGCUUGGCAUGCCCCACCGGUAGUCUUCCGGGUACAGGCGAGUUACUGAUCAUGGAGUCGGCGCUCGUUUCUCUCCCAGACUUGUCGACGUUGAUUUCUCCUGGUCUACCACACGUGUCACCGCCCAACACACAACAGCCUGUCGCCAUGGUGCGCGGAGCAGACGCGUUUGACGAGUUCGGAGGCGAUACGAUUAUGGUGAGGCCAAUGGUGUCAGCCACGCCAACAAUUUUUCGUGUUGGCACACCACACGAGGUGGACCUCGGUCUGGCCGAGACGAUGACGCGACACCGCCGUGGAGGUCACCGCAGCACCGCACAACGCAGUCUUUCUGAUUCGUUUGACGGCCCGGAGGAAGCUCCUAUGGGUUGGGCAGCUGACCCAGUCGAAAGACCAGCAACACCCCCACGUCCGCCGUCAUACUCAGAGCAUCAUCCUGAUAGCGCGACUGUCGAGGCAGUUCUGGGCGUCCCCGCCACAGACACCGCGGACGCGACACGACAGUCUAUGGCAGGGUCAUCGACGACAGCACGGCGCGACACCGACACUGUUUUGGCGACAGCGGCAUUCUAUGCCCGUGGGAGCAGUGCUAGAGGGUUGGACGAGCAGGGAGUCCGGAUUGUUGGCAGGCCAUGUGCACCGUCUAUAGGGACACGAUCCAUUGGGACUGUCGAUGGUGCUCGCCACACCGCCAUGAGAGAGUAUGAGGAGCGACACGGGAGUGCUUUGCCGACGAAGACCUCUGAUGUCCAUGCUACGAGGGCCGCGAAGGCGAGUCUUUCUCGGGCGAGGAAGAGGGUCUCGGCAAGGAAGGCGUCACCACAUAUGCUUUCACAUAUUGGGCAAUCCAGCGUUGAGCAUCUCGAGGAUGGAGAGAUUGCACCUGAUGGCGAUGCAUUGGAUGUUGGAGGGAGGGCUGCAACGAUGGCGGACAGCGUCGUCAUGGAGGGUGCAGGGGAUGGAGUGGCAGGUCAAAAGAGACGCGGCGGUGUACUUAUCGUCCACGGUGAUGACACAGAUGUCGCCCCGGGAGAGACCACAAGUACUGAUGAUGCGAGGGACUCCGAUUACGUGCCUACAGGCCCUAGACUAUAGGCGGCGGACGGGGAUGAUGGAGGAGGACGGCGAGUGAGACAGAGGACACGACUCGGGCCACAUGGGGAGCGACCGCAGGGCACAGAAUCGGCAGCGAUUCCUUCCCCCAUUGAUUGGCGAGCUCAGGCGCAGCGCCUGCUGCACAAAAUGGAGGCCACUCUUCAACAGACACAUGGGUCAUCAAUAGGCCGCGGAGAGAGAGAGAGAGAGAGAGAGAGAGAGAGAGAGAGAGAGAGAGAGAGAGAGAGAGAGAGAGAGAGAGAGAGAGAGACGGUUGUAUGGGACCUCUGCAGGCUGUGCUGUUCGAUAAGCAGGCCCGGGCUAUCACUAGGACGGGAGGCCGUUGGCCUAGGCCCGUAGCAUGAGAGCCUAUAGCCGGGCAGGCAAAGCUCAUAGCGAUAUUGCUUCACAUG
This is a messenger RNA of Chara braunii, 2249 nucleotides long. Lineage: Eukaryota; Viridiplantae; Streptophyta; Charophyceae; Charales; Characeae. The record is from the annotation of a GenBank genome assembly.